Molecule: messenger RNA, 9430 nt
Organism: Ruditapes philippinarum (Manila clam)
Lineage: Eukaryota; Metazoa; Mollusca; Bivalvia; Venerida; Veneridae
Product: glucocorticoid-induced transcript 1 protein-like
Exons: 7
Source: RefSeq, a predicted model, not a curated record
UUUCAGGAUAGUAUUAAUUUUAAUUUUUCAGUUGAACGCCCAAAAGCGAUCAGAGUAAGCCCUGCAUCAUCUUCUCUACGCCGAACAAGCUCCCUCGAUACAAUUGGUCCUUAUUUACAAGGAAAAUGGCCAGUAGAUGUGGGAAGUCAUCACCAUACUCAGUCAUCUGGUACUUUUAUGGCAGAUAAACAGACACAGACACCAGAAGACUGGCAUGUUGAGGUGAUUGAAAAUAAAGCAGAGAAGAAAAAGAAAAAGCACAGACGUUCAGCAUCAUUUGGGCAUGCUGAUAAAAAAUUAGCUUUGAACAGUAUACGACAGAAAUUACAGAAAACAAAGGACCAAGGAACAAAACAGCGUUCCAGCCCAAUUCCAGGCAACCACAAUGCAUUACUACAAACCGCGCCUGCAGUUUUGAUGCGAUCUCCUGCCAUUGGUAUACACAUUCCCAAAACCUCCAUACCACGAUAUCAACGCAAUAGUGUGGAGGGACUCAAUCCAGAGAUAGAGAAGAUGAUGCAGUUGAACAUCUCGGCACCAGAGGAUGAGAUAGAGAGGUCUAUUGAAAUUCCUGAUGGUCAUAGAGCUCCAGUACCGGAAAUCCGACACAGUGGCACCAGAAGCAUCGACACCCAGACACCGUCCGGAACCCUGGAUGACCGAAGUUCCGGUAGCCCUGCUAGUCCAGCAAGCCGUCCACACUCCAUUAGUCCAGCUAUUCCAAUAAUGGCCGGUAAUUUGGAGAAUUCACCAAGACCGUCCAGUAACUAUGAUUCCUCAGGAAGCACUCCACGUGAUAAAUACGACAAAGAUACAGGUGAUAGUGAAAGUCCUGAUGUUUGCCUAAAGAAAACUGCAAGUCCUAAACCUAACAAAAUAGUGCGCGAGCCUCCUGAUGGUUGUGAAAUUGUCAAGGCCUUCGACGAAGACAGAAGUGGUCGUCCACCAUCCAUAAAGGAGCCGUUGUUAUUUUGUCCUAUCCAAGGUCAAGGUCAGUUUGUGUUGAAGCCGAGUAUCAGUUCUGCCUUCUGUCCUCUCAAGAACAUGUACACUCAGGGAACCAGUUUCUCACAAACCACGCCCACUAGCAUAGAGGGACAUUAAGGGCAGCUAUUUAUUGACUUGUUUCAUCUCAUGUUAGUAAUAAUUGUGUUUUUUAAAUGUACAUUUUAAAGAAAGAAGAAAAGAGAAGUGUCAAAUAAUGCUAUUUUUGAAUCAUUCCUGUAGAUGUUCGAGUUUUCAAGGUAAAAAUGUCAGGCUUUAGGUUCCAUCUUCUGAAUACAACAUUUGUCAUGUAACUUUUUCUCAAACAACCAAUCUGAUGGUAAUAAUUUUAGCCUGGUACUCAAAUAUUUUAGUUAUAUAUGGACCAUGUUGAUUAAACUCUAGUAACCAGUCUAUUACCAGUCAAUUGCACAAAAGUAUCUAUUUUGAUUAAAAAAAAUACAAUCUCUAAAAUAUUUUCAAAAGCUCCAGACAAAUUACAAGGUCAAGGUUGUUAGAUCAGUGUUCGCAAUGUUAGAUAUCUAAUUUCAAACAUUAUGCAUCAAAAAGUUUUCCUUGUUUGAUUUUCAGAUUUCUUAGAUUAACAGGUUUUAUGUCAUGUGGUUUUAAGUGUCUGUGAUAGAAAUCAAAAUUAUUCAGCUUUUCUAUAGAAGAAGUAGCUAGAUAAAUAUCUUUGGCUUCAUUUGUUGGAGGAAAUAAACCAACAAGUUGUCUUACAUAAAAAAUACCAUCAAUAAGAUUGUCUUGUUGAUACAAUGUACUCAGUUUUAGAAACAUAAUAUGGCCUUAUUUUACUUUAAGUAUAUGAUAUAGAUAAAAUUUAAUUACCAUAUUCUAGUAUCUUAAUUUUUCUGGCUGGAGAUAAGGACAAUUUGAAAAGGGUUUAGAAUAUAAACUAAAGUAUAUGCUGCCUUGUAACUUUAUUUAAAGCUAUUUCCAUACAUCAUAUUUUCGAUCAUUCGCUCUCAUUUGUCUCUCUCAAACUAUCAGCUUAACAUCAGAUCGGAUAUAUAAUCCUCAUUGACUGUUACAGAAUAAGCCAUUGAGAAAAUGCUGUGUGAAUCAGACAGUCUGCUAUACCAUGAUUGUUAUUUAUAGCUGGGCUUUUCUUUUCUAUAAAAAAUACAAGGAAAAAAACACUUGGGAGAAAUACUCUGUGCAGAAAGACGCUUGACGUUAAUAUGCAUUUUCUUGUCAUUCAAAGAGAAUUACCAAAACAAUGAAAUUGGCUUCUUUCCAAGUCCUUUUUUGCUUGUUCUUAGCAUCAAUUUCUCAACCGUGACAAAAACAGGAGAUCCCUUUAAACUUACUAGCUUAAUUUGUAUAUUUGGUAUUUCCAUUGUUAAUUGAAGUGAUUGCAAUAAUGAAGUGUUAGAUUAAAGCAGCCUACAGUAUGGUGUCUGGUCAGACAGCAUAGUACUGGUUGUAAUGGCAAGUUAAUUUCACUUACAGGCAUUCAUUCAUUUGUACAGGAUAAAAAAAAAGAAGAAAUAUCUGGUUCUAAUAAUGUUCCAGAUUUUAUCAUCUGAAAAUCUUAUCUUGGUAAUUGGAUGAAAGAUUUUGAUAAACAUUGCACGUUAUUACUCAUUGAGCAAUGAAAUUGUAUUACCCUUCCACACCCUACUUCUACAAGCAAUAUGUGUCAAGUGGCGGGAAGGGGGGCAGCAGUAUCCCCCCUCCCCCUCCAGGGGAAAGGGAUGUUAAACAUGGGUUUGCAUUCAACAUUGGGCAUAUUUCAUCAUGUAAUGAUUCUAUUAGUUAUAAAUGUAACAAUUUUUGUGGGUUCUAUUUUUUAAAACAUUCUUUUUUGCUAUGAACUCAGAUAGGUUAAAGUUAAUUCGAUAUCUCCCAGAGCCAGUAAAUGAUGUAAAAUGAUUACAUGCCACUUUAAGAAGGUUUAAUUGCUUUUUCUAUUGAUAUAAUUUCCGGAACUUUUGUUACGGCCUGCAUAAGCAAUUGGAAAUAAUGGCCUAUAAUAUCAUAUACUAGAUCUACAUCAGUAAAACUUGUCAUAAAAUGACUUUAUUGUCAUAAUUUUAUGACGCAAUAAGUUUCUGCAGUAAUAAGUCUGAUAGACAGAGAGAGAGAAAUUUUCCUUUGCUAUGAAUAUAAAAAAUGGAUCCUGGAUAUAGAACACCAGAGAUUAAUACUGAAAACUGUUCAUAUUAAUUUGGAAGGUAUAUUAAUGAUUCCAAGAAAAUGAUUUGAGGAAAUGAAAUUGGAUAGUCUGUAAUUUAGAGAAAAUGAGGAAGAAUUUGUAUACAAAUUUUAUGAUGACAAGUAAUUUAUUGUUUUGGCAAGUCCUAGGGAUAAGUGUUCCUCUAACAUCAAUACUUGGUAUAUUUGAUAUCAGUUGUCAGACACCUAUCUGUGAUCUGAGUAUAUUGUGAACAUUUUACUUUAGCUUAAUGUUCGGCUAUAAAAUAACAUAUGUUUGUUCCAACGGUUUUUCUUCCAGCCCAGCCAGUAAAUUUGUCACUGAAACUUUAGUGCAGUCAAUGGUAAACAAUAACAAAGUAGUACUGUGUGCAGUGCAGGUACAAUUGUUAGAUGAAAAAUAUAAAAUCAACAAUAACAACAAAAAAUAGAGGAAAUCUGAAACUAUAAAAUUCUUUAAACUUGGGCAUGUUUAUUUUUAUGCCCCUUAUUAGGGGGACUGGGGAAAUACAGACUUGAUCAUUUCAUGCCUGUCACAAUGUCCUACUGUCUAUCAUUUUAAGAAGAGAACAGUGGAAUAUGAGGCAUCUGUGUCCUAUGGACACAUUUCUAUUUGUUUAUCUCCAACCACAGAAGUUGGUUAAUUGUGAUAAAAAUAAAAUGUGACAGAUAAAACUAAAUAUUAAAUAAAUAGCAAAUGGGCGAAUGUUUGUAUAAAAAACCAUCAGAAAAGGUUUUUACAGCUAUCAUGAUUGGUUGUUGUUGUUUUUUCUAAUAGUAGCGAUUAUUAAUGAAUAAGAUACAGUAAUAUGUGUACAUAUUUGUUAAAUUAUUUUUAUAUGCUUCCUUUUUUCACUUAACUGUUGUUAAUUUUUUUUUUGCUGCAUGAUAAUGUUAAUACUGUUUUGUAGUAUUUGUAUUUUAUCUGUAUAUAAUUAUUAAGUAUUGAAAUAUUAUAGAACACUCAAAAUGGCAAAAAAACAUGAUUUAUUUUAAAUAAAAAGGUACAAAUAGACUGCAGUUUAGUAAUUGAGACAUAGGAGGGGGGGUUCUAUGGUGAUGUGGUUAAGGUCUCUAACCUCAAAUCAUUUGUCCUUCAUUGCUAUGGGUUCAAAUUCUAACCAGGGACAUUGGAUUCUUAAUUGUGGGGAAGCUUUCAGGCUAGCUUGUGGGAGAUUAGUGAUUCUACUCAGCUGCCCACUCAUACCAGAAAUAAUGCACAAAAGGGUCACCUACAGUCUUAUGCCCAGCAGGAAGGCUGGAAAGUCAUUAUAGGACUUUAACAGUGUCAAUGAUACUUAAAUCUAACAUAACAAAGAUUUGUAUAGGAGGAAAUGUUAACAGUACAACAUUUGCAGUCUAUUUGUGUUCUAUUACAACAUUGCAGAGUUUACUGUUGUUAAUAAUAAGGGCCUAUAUAUAUAUAUGUCACUGUUGAAUACAUUUUGUGUAAGACCUGCACAUAAAGUUUGUUAACCAUACUAUGAUAUAGUAGAAUGUUUAGAUUAGAAAAAUGAUUUCUGUUAAAACUUUGGUACCUGAGAUAUUGCAGGUUUUCUUUAUAGCACUCAAUUCGUAAUUGAUGAUUAAGUUAAAAUUGUUUCAUGAAUUUAGUUGAUAUGUUGAAAAUGUAACCCAAACCACGUCUAAAAUCUUGAAUGGACUUGUCCAUCUUUAAUCUGGUCAAAUCUAUCAAUUAUUUUUUUGGGAAAAUUUCAAGACAAGACAUUAAGCAUUAACUAAAAAGCAAACAGUGCAGACCAUGAUAAGAUGGCAAAGAUGUACUGGCUUACCUUGGUCUGAACUUGCUGCAUGGUCACAAUCAGUUGCCUACAGCAGGCUUAGAGUUUAGGUUAAAAACUUAUUAUUGUAUACAAUACAUUAUCUGAUAACGGUUAAAUAAUUGCAAAGACUUGAAAGCAGAUUUCAUAAAACUUUUCCAUUGUUGUUUUUAUCGUUGUAAAAGAAUCUCGCUUUUAGCUAUAUUGGAACAUUUAAAGCAAUUCACACAGUUUGAAACAAACAAACAAAAUUUUCUGCCUGCAUGUAGAAUCAAAUUUUUUGUCACUGUAGAAUUUACAUCAUGAACUUUUCUUAGCUUGCAUAGUCCACCAUUAAACAUACAACCGUAACAAGACAUUAAAUAAGUCACAUGAUCAACCAUUUUGUAGACCUACAUUAUUUAGUUUUGUAGAAUGUAUACUUAAAUCUUAUUAGCAAAUUGUCAGGCAUAUUGUUUUGCAAAUUGUUUGUGCAAGGCUUUUAAUCAUGUUCUGUAUAUCCACUUUUUAUAUUGGCAAAUUUUGAAAUUUACUUAAUAUUUACAUGAAAUGAACAUGUACAGAAGGGGAAGUAAUUCUAAAAUGUUUACACAAUUUUCAAGUCUACAGUUACAUUUCUUGUUCAAAAAAUGUUUACUGUGCUUGCCUGAUUUUUGGGCUCAACUCAACAGGUUUAAUGAGGAUAGGAUGUUGUUGAAGAAAUAAGAAAGGGGAUCAAGUUCACCGAGGGAGACAGAUAACAUAUUCUCAUUUCAGUCAUUCGUUUAGAUUCUCAUUAUUUUGUAUUUUUUGACAGUUCAGGAAAGUCCGUCCUAUUUUCCAUUAUGUGGCAUUUGCCUGUACUUUGUACUUAUAUGUUUUUGCCAUUUGUAUGUAUUAAAUAAGUUUUUAAAUUAAUCGUUUUUUUGUAAUCAUCAUAUUGUACUUCUCAUCAAACUUCCACCCUAAAUCUUUGUAAUUGUUUUAGUAGAAACUAGUGUAUUAAUUAACAAUUGAGAGGGAUAGUUGAUUUCAGAACAUUGUGUUAAUUUAGUAUCUAAAAUAUUUGAAACAACUAAAAAUUUGUAUGGGACCAGUUAGUAAAUGACACUCAGCGAUUGGUCAAUUUAAAAUUUAAACUUGGCAAAGAUUGACCAAUUAGUUUCUCAAGAUGUUCACACACCCCACCCACACCUGUUUGAAUGCAUCAAACAGGUGGAGUUUAAAAGAACAUACCAACCAAUGCUAGAUUUUUCAUUUUAUAAGUGAGUCACAUAGGUUUAUAUUUCAUUUACUUAAAUUAUCAUGAUAAAUUAGAUAUUUGAUAUCAGAUACUAACAACAAUUUGUUCAUAUUUCUAGGCUAUUUUGUGCAUAUUUUAUCAUCGUUGUAAACAAACAUUUUGUUAGCAUCAUUGGACACACCCUCCAUACUUGUUAUUAUUUAAAUAUAAACAUGACCACAAAUGAAAUUGUAAAAUCAAUGUUAAAAAGUUGAAGAUUUGUAUUAUGGCCUUUUUUUUUUUAGGGAGCAGAAAAAUUAUUCAAUAUGUUUGCAGAAAUAAAUGGCAUUAGAUAAAUAUUGGAUUGAUUAAAAGAAAUUUGUAGGCAUGUUUGAGAUAUGGAAAUAUAAGGUUUUUAAUAGAAGAUAAUAGAUGUGAUUUUUAUUUUUGUGAAUAUUUGUUUUGAUAUUGACAAUGAGUGCUAGUGGGGAUAAGUUCAGGCUGUCUGUACCAUGUCUAGUACCGGUAAGGCUGGACAGCACAUCCCUGCAGUUUCACCCUUACCACACUAUAUAUCUUAAAAUGAACUUGUCUAUUUUUCAAUCUGGACAAAACCAUUCAUCAUUUUUAGCGAAAUUUUUUGUAGACAAGUACUGGCUGAAUAGCUAACAGUACAGACCAGGAACAGAUGGCACAUACAUGCUGACUGAUCUUGGUCUGCACUGGUCACAUGGGUAGAAUAAGUUGUGGCCGGCAGGAUGAGGGUUAAUUGUUUGACUUUCAGUUGAUGUGAUAGAUCAGACUUUGUAACUUUACCUUCAUAUACCAAAAAAAAAAACCACCAAUGGAUUGUCCAUAAUUGAAAGAAAGAUAAGUCCAUGAAAGGAAAAUCUGCAGGUAAAGGCAAAAAAUAGUUUUUGAUAUUGUUGUUAGAUGGGAGGGGUGCACUUUGAAGUUUAUAUUUUUUCAUCUGUGUAAUAAUAAAUGUUAUGUUAUAUUGUUAAAUUUUUAAUAGUAGGUCAUAUUUAACACAGAUUUAUGAACAUGGGCAUUUAGAUAAAUAUAGUUUGCACAUGACUGCCCAUUUUAUAUGUUGUAGACAUUAUGCUUGUUCAAGUUUUUUCCCACCAUUUUCUAACAUAUUUGUCUAUUAGCAAGUAUAUUGUAUAAGGCCUAUAAGUGUUUUUUUUUUUGUUAUGUAUAGAUCAUUUAUGUUAAAUAAUCUCACCUACUUAGCUCAAAUUUUAACCCUUAAUUUGCUGAACAUGUGUAAUGGAUUUGCCUUUCUUUGAAUUUGUAGCUAUCCAUUCAAAGUUUGAGAGGUUUAAAACUCAAAAUUGAAAAUACUAAAUAUGAGCUACUAACAGUAUAUAGCCUGGUCAGACUGUAUAGAUAUACAAGCUGCCUGAGCUCUGUACAGGUGGCGAAGGUAAAUCACUGUGUUCUAGCAGGUUAAGGGUUAGUUCUAUUCAUACUUGUGUAAAAAUUACAAUCAACCUAGGAAUCUCUGUUCUUCUCCUCCUCUAUUAGUGCUAACAUUGAAUUCUGUCUUGAUAUUUCCAUUGGCACAUCCUACAUUAUAUGUUACUUGUUAAAUCUACAACCCCACAGAUCCUCUUUAAUCAUGAUCAGAAAAAACGUGAUUUAUUGAAGAAUGUAUAUAGAACCUACAUUAAAUUUACGUGGUUACCUAGGAACCUAGUGUUACCUAGCAACCACAUGUGCCAGUGGAAGUACAAGCAGAAUAACCAAGUACCACAAAGUAUUAUUUUUCUUUUGUAAACACCUUACAGCACUUCUUUCUACUGUGAUUGGGAAUAUCUGGAGAAAUGCAAAUUUUUGGUCAAAUUUUUGGUUGAAUGCAGUACAGUCUCAAAGAAGAAUACUUAUGAUGUAAAUGAUCUUAAAACCAUUUUUAUUUGUCAAUAUAUCCAACUUUGUAACAACCAAUCGGGUUUAGUUAUUAGUCGGGUUUAUUUAAUUGGAUGUUUUUAACGUAUUAUUUGAUGGUUGAGAAUAAUCACAGAAAAAAAGAAGUGAAGGUGUGGAAAAGACAUCUCCUAUUCAGUAUUUUAAUUUUAAGUUACCUUUUCCUAGAUUGUUUUUUUUAUUGUUUGGUUUUCUCUGCUAAUUGCUUUUUUUUUAAAACGAUGCCAGUCUUCAUUAACCAUUGUGUGUAGAUUAAAAGAGCUGCGUCAUGACAAAAAAAAAACGUAAUGCGUUUGCAACCAGCAUAGAUUCAGACCUGUCUGCGCAGUCUGAUCAGGAUCCAUGCUGUUCGCUAUCAGUUUUUCUACUUUUAAUAGUGUUUCUAAGCGAACAUCAUGGAUCCUGAUCAGCCUGCGCAUCCUCCGCGCAGUCUGAUCAGGAUCCAUGAUGUUCGCAAACGCAUUACGUUGGUUUUGUCAUGACGCGGCUCAUUUCAUUAUACAAUUGAUGGAUUGCAUAGCUUCUAGGAUAUUAGUUGUAACUUUCAGCCUUGUGAUAUUUUCUAAAGUCAUUAUGAUCAUUCAUUUUUGCACCUUUGACAACUACAUAACAUUUUCAUUUCUGUCGAGACGUAUAGAAUUAUAGAUAUACAUAUAUAAUAAAUCCAUGAUGAAAUAUUUUCACACUAUUUUUCUCAAAGAAUCGAUAGAUUAGACAUUUAGCACUUAUUAUGCCUCUGAACAUAAAAUCUUCUUGGGUCCAUUGUAUUAGAUUUCAAGACAAGUUAUUUUCGGUUAAAAUAAGUAAUAUACUGUUAGUCUGAUUUAAAGCUAUUCAAAAAAUUAUUAGAACAAAACUGAUUUUCUAAAAUACAGGCCUAGGCCCUAAUCUGAUUGGUCAGUUCUUAGUAAUACUGAUUUCAAAUACGGAGUAUUCCUUGAAAGGAAAUUUGAUUUGACAGUUAUUUAUUACCUGUACCCAAUCAGAUGUUCGGUUACAAAAUUUAAAUCUUCUUAUAUACAUGUACUGGUGAUGAAUAUAUACAGAUAUGCAAAUAAUAGUGUGAAAUAUUCUAGUUUUUACUAAUGUUACUGUUAUUUUUAUUCUGUCGACCAUGAUUCUAUUUUUAACAAUGUUAACUUGAUAUUUGUGUGAUAAAUGUUUUUUUCUGACAUACCUGAUUCUUUAACAUUCAUAUUUGUGCUAAAUACAGUAUAGUAGUUUUUUUUUCUCUCUCAAUUGAAAUUUUAAUUUACAAUUCUGAUGAUGUACAUACAGUAAAAAUGGCUACAAAUGUUUAAUUGUCCCAUCUAUUUUUUAUUUAUGAGGGUCAGAACUGGGGAAGAGAGAGAGAAAA